This is a messenger RNA of Olea europaea var. sylvestris, 654 nucleotides long. Its product is annotated as aspartate--tRNA ligase 2, cytoplasmic-like. The record is from RefSeq and is a predicted model, not a curated record. NCBI's taxonomy places the organism in Eukaryota, Viridiplantae, Streptophyta, Magnoliopsida, Lamiales, Oleaceae. The coding region runs from base 1 to 654 and encodes 217 amino acids. The transcript has a single exon. Gene Ontology annotation, molecular function: aspartate-tRNA ligase activity; RNA binding; ATP binding. Gene Ontology annotation, biological process: aspartyl-tRNA aminoacylation. Gene Ontology annotation, cellular component: cytosol; aminoacyl-tRNA synthetase multienzyme complex; cytoplasm.
AUGGCUUCUGAAGAACCGUCCCAAAACCCGACAAACCCUGAAGAUCAAUCACAAAAUGAAGAAGGAAGUGGUAAGAAAUUGUCCAAAAAGGAGGCUGCAAAACUUGAACGCUUGCGCAAACGCCAAGAAGCGGCAGCGGCUGCAGCAGCUACUAAUAUUUCUUCCAUGGCAAUUGACGCUGCGGAUCCAUUGGCCGAAAAUUACGGUGAAACCCCAUUGGAUGAUUUGAAGUCGAAGGAAAUUUCGGGCCGAAAGUGGACGGAAGUGAAGGAGUUGAACGAAGGGUUGAAGGACCAGGAUGUUCUGAUCCGAGGCCGGUGUCAGGCAAUUCGAGCCGUAGGUAAAAAGAUGGCGUUUGUUGUGGUGAGGGAACGGGGGUUUACGGUGCAGUGCAUUUUGACUGUGACGCCCGAUGUUGUCAGUGCCCAGAUGGUGAAAUUUGCCACCAGUUUGAGCAGGGAAUCAAUUGUUGAUAUCGAAGGAGUUAUCUCUGUGCCUGCUACUACCAUCACAGGCGCCACUCAACAGGUCCGUGUGUUUUCGUGUUUGUAUUGUUGCAACUUGCAAUGCAGGGACUUGAAGGAAGGAAUUGGGAAAAUUUUCCGCAUAAUUGAACUUGAUAUUUCACAUAUUCCAUCAAUCAGAGCUCGUUAG